ACUACGUGCGAGUGCCUGGCAUUACAAUAAUAAUUAUUAAUUAAAAUUAAUUAAUAUGAUAUAAGUGAAAACAGUGUUGAAUGAUGCCCGCUUUUAACCAAUAUCUAUGUAAUUUUUUUCUUUGAUUAGAAUUCAUUCCAUUUUGAUUUUAUAAAAUUGCUUCACUAAUUAAUACUAUAGUUUACAUAAGGUAUAUUCAGAUCGAUCGAAUGCGCUGCUCCUUUUAAUGAUCGAUCAUUUCAUACAUACACACUGUAUACCACCAGGAGCCGCCGGAAUGUUUUAAAGGGCAAAGAUUCAGUAUUACCGAUCAAACUCCUAGAUCGCGAUUAAAGUGUGUUUAAUAUAAACUACUAAAAACCGAAGGGUCGAAGGUCUUCCCUUGCCCAUGCCUGGCGGUAUCCCUGUAUGUGACAAUCUAAUUUGAUCCAUAACCAUUCUUAAAUUAUAAGAAAACUUUUAAUGAUUCUCAAAUUACUCGAAUUCAUCGGGACCUUAUUAAGAACGUUACGAUUAUUCUUAAAUUAAAUCAACUAAUAAUUUCUGAUUGAUGCAUUAAAAAUUCAGAUAGACCAUAGAAAGAAUUUCAAAUAAAAUUAAGCACGAUGUAGAAAAUUGCCAUAUUUCCAUGGAAACGUAUCGAUUUUUUAUAUUAUUAACGAAGCAAAUGCACUUAUUAAAUUUAACGAUCAAAUCAUAUCAUCAAAAACGAUGCUGGAGUGUAAUUUUCGCAUGCACAACAAAUGAGGAUCUUCAAUGGAUAAUAUAUUGCAACCGACAGUUUCUACACUAGAGAUAUUUGGAAUUUAUUACCAUUCAGACAAAACUCGAAAAUCAUUUAUCGUAUAUUAUCGUAAGAGUUUAAUCCUUAUAUUUUGGGUUUUUUUCUUCUUAUCCAUCAUAGACCUAAUUUUUGGCAUAUGGACCAUUUUUUUAAUCGGAGAUUGGAGUCGAGUAUGGAGAGGAUAUAUUGUAGUAUGCCGCAUCAUAUUAUCGGUUCUGUAUUUCUUUUGUUCGUGGGUAUUGACUUAUUGGCCUUGCAAUGGUAAGUCUAUGGAAAAAUUCAAUCAAAUUUGGCACUCGAGAGAGCUAAAAGCCAUCGAAGAAGCUAUCAAAAUUAAAAUAUAUCAACAUCAAUGUAGCAUUUUGCUGUGUAUGGGUUAUAUGUAUGCAAUUUUGGUAUGCUUGUUACCAUUUUUGAACACAUAUUACAGGAUUAAACAUGCCAUGUUUAAUGAUGCCGACAUCCUUGCUGUGUUUCUUAUCACUAUCCUAAGUUUGUUUUCAUUAGGAAUUUGUGGUUACUCGGUUGCAUAUUUUACUCUUCUGUGUAGGGGUUUGGUGGAAGGUUUCUUGGCAGUUUCUGAAAAUAUCGAACACUUAAGAAAAUCCGGACGUUCCGUUUGUAUUUUAUUAUUACAAGAUAACAUUCGUCAAUAUCAGUGUCUCUGUCAAAUGGUUCAGCUCAUUAAUAAAAUAUUCAGUCGCUUUGUAUUCGUCAUGUACAUUACUUUCUUGUUAAUUUCUUGUUUAAUUUAUUAUCUUUACUUGUUUCUGAAAGGCUUACAUGGGCUGAGAAUUAUAUUGCUCUGCUUAAUUAUCUUUUUCUCUGCAGUUAUAAGCUGUAGCUCUUUGACAGCCGCCGAUGUAGCGCAAGCGGCUUAUAAGCCCCAAUCUUCAAUUUACAGACUUAUCAUAUAUGGUAAAAUUUCUCCAAAAGAACAGAUAAAGAUGCAUACUGUCAUGAAGGGUCUAAUGGUUAAUAAAGUUGGAAUAUCUUGCAUGGAUUUCUUUAUUCUGACCAGAAAUGGUAUUCUAAAGGUUUUCACAACUCUUGUAUCUUAUGUUUUAAUUUUGGUUCAAGUUCAGCAACUGGAUAUUGAAGAGGAAUGUUAAAAUUGAUGAGACUGAUUGUGAUGUUGGUGUUGAACAGCCUCAUAUUAGAAUAGGUAGGUAUAACUAAAUAGUUUUUACAGUAACUACAGUACAUCAUUUUUAUUAAUGACUAUUAAAUAUCAUUUAGGUUCUAUAUUAGGUUUUGAAUUCAGGUUCUAUAUUAGGUCAGGAAGAAGUAGAAGUGCAAAAGAAUGAUGAUGCUGAUCAACUGGAUACAUUAGCUUCAUCACAACAGUUAGUAGACACCAGUACUGAUAAUGUUCUGUGUGAUUGGGUUUUUUCUGGAAAAAAAAAUCAAAUGGAGAAGAAGACCAUUUAUACCACCAAAUGUGAAUACUGUAUCCAACUCUUGUAACUCAAUGAAUCUACAGUUUGAAAAAUAUUUUAUUGGGAGAUAUUCAGCUAUGUUACAGAUGCUUGUAUAGAAAGCAUGGUUGAAAAAAAACUAAUAUAAAUUCAACUAUAACAGAACAAAUCAUUCACAUCUACAAAUUUUAAAGAAGUUAGAUCCUUUAUAGGACUUCACAUGAUGAUGGGCUACCUCAAAUAUCCCAAGAUAAGAAUGUACUGGGAUUCAGCUCUACAUUUAGAUUUGUUUGUAAAUGCCAUGAGUAAAGAGAGAUUUUUUCAGUUGAGAACAAAUUUUGAUGUAGUAAAUGAUUUACUAAGGCCAGAAAAUUGUAAAGAUAAAUUUUAUAAAGUCAGACCAAUUUUUAACUUAUAAGUAAAUGCUUAGUAAUCUGGAAACGGAAAAUCAGCUGUACAUUGAUGAGCAAAUGGUACCUACAAGGCCAUUUGGCGAUACAACAAUAUUGUAAAGGGAAACCUAAUCCUUGGGAUAUAAAAAUAUUUUUGUUAUUGGAAGAAGUGGCAUCUGUUAUGAUUUUAUUAUAAACGAGAUAGUCCAGGACACCCCCUAGUGGGUGUUCUAGCAGCAGCGGUGUCAUUCAUUAGUAUAAAUAAUAAAAUUCAUAUAAAUAAUAAAUUCCUAUUACAAACAAAAAUAAUAAUAUAUACUGUUAAUAAAUAUAUUAUAGCUGAAAAUCAUUGUUAGGGAUGUCCCCUAGUGUGCAUUCUAGUCAUUCUGUGACAGAUGCAUAGCUAGAAUUUUCCAUUUUCCCAACAUUAUUUCCUUGUCUGUUGUUAUUGUAAAGAAAAACAUCAUAGUUACUCAGAAGAAGUUUCAAGUUUAGAUAACAAAAUUGUGAUAUGCAAAUGGUUUGACAAUAGACUUAUAAUUUUGGCAUUAAAUUUUAUAGGAUGUGGUGCACAAGAUAAAGUAUGACAAUGGGAUAAAGAAAAAAAAAAAUGAAUAUGUAACUGUGCAAUGCUCUGAGAUUGUUCGUCAUUAUAAUCAUGGGUGGUGUUGAUAAAUUGAAGUGUAUAGACGCAAAAGUCACAUUAUCCAAUUUUUGGCGGUAUUGAGUUAUUCAUAUCACCAUAUUCGUCUUGUAAAGGCAAAUAAGACUGUAAUAGUGUUGUUGUCCUAAAUUCACAUUUCUAGGCUGAAAAAAUUGUUGAAAAUUACGUUUUGAAGCAUACGUCAUAUUAUCCAACAGCUGUUUUGCAGCAAAAUUCACUCUCUCUAAUUCAACCAAUCAGAGAACCCCUGGUGCACACCAUCAUGAGAUUGUCUGCUCCAGUUCUGUUGAUAUUAUGUUAACUAUUUUGGUUUAUAACUAACUAUUUUGGUUGGUUUGGUUCUCCAUAUAAGUUUGUUGCAAAACUCACACUGACCAUAUUUUAAAGUUAUAUCCCAGUUUUCCCUCCUUUACAAAGAGUUUGAGGCUGUGUGCAAGUGGUUUCUAUGCCAACAAAGAUAUCAUUAAAAAAAUUUGUUAUAAUAUAUCAUGUAUGUCAACAAUAAAUACUUUUUUGCAUUUUUCCAAAAAUCUUAAAAAGGUGAGAGUGUGACUUUUGCAUCUACACCCUUCAAUUAGAUGUGUUAGUUAGUAUGUAUAGGGUAUUUUUGAAAUCUCAAAAAUGGACACCAAGAAUGUUAUUUCAAUGCAGUGGAUUUACCAUGCGUAAAUAGUUGGUUGGUGUAUAUGAGGGGCAUGGAAAGAUUGAAAGAAAAGAAACCAUUGGAUUUGCUCCACUUUAAAUUAAGAAUUAGUGAGGGACUUGUUAGAAUAGGUGCAGAAAAUAAAAAUAAACAUGGCAGACCAAGAAGCAAUGAACAACAAAUGCCAAAGAAAUUAAAAACAGAAAUCGACCCUGCACAAGAGAUUGCUCGCAAUCUAAUGAAUCAUUUUGCAGAAUUUGAUGAGAAAGAAGCCUCAAAAUGCCAGGAUACACUAAAAAAACUCACAUAUAUUGUCAAAAAUACAAAGUGCAUUUAUGUUUAGUAAAAGAAACUGCUUUAAAAAUUUUCAUACUACUGGAAUACAGUUGAAUCUGUUUGUCCAUUCCAAUGGACAUUGUAUCAAAAUAACAUUUUCUUCUUGUGUCGAUUCCAGCCAUCUUUGGACCACGUACAACUAAUUAUGACUUGCUUUUCCCUCUUCCCUUCCCUUUGUUCUUCUUCCUUUUUUUCUAAUACCUCUUCAUUCUCUCGCUCUGCUGUUGUCUUUGCUCCUGAGUGAAGAGUCUUCCACGUCUGUUACUUUCCUUUUCCUGAAAACCCUUGAAGUUCUUUAUUUUGUUUCUAAACCUUUCCCUGUUCUGGAUAUCUUCUUCCGAUAUGCCCAUUUCUGCCAUGUCUUUUUGAGUGUCAUUGAUCCAUUGAUUCUUAUUCUUUAGGUUGUUGAAAUACGUAAAAAUUUGUUUCGUUAGCCUAUUUUCCCCCAUUCUCUUUAUAUGCCCAAAGAAGCUUACUCGCCUUCUCCGAAUUGUAUCCGAGAGUCUUGGGAUUUUUUGAUAAAGCUCUUUAUUGCUCCUUAGCACGUAGUUACCAUGUUCAUCUAUUUUUGGCCCCAGAAUUUUCCGAAGGAUCUUCCUCUCUUUUUUCUCCAUAUUUUCUAUUUCUCCCAUUUUAAGAGUAGCAAUACCUUCU
Molecule: messenger RNA, 4891 nt
Organism: Centruroides sculpturatus (bark scorpion)
Lineage: Eukaryota; Metazoa; Arthropoda; Arachnida; Scorpiones; Buthidae
Exons: 5
Coding region: 757-1896 (379 amino acids)
Biological process (GO): sensory perception of taste
Cellular component (GO): dendrite; axon; neuronal cell body
Source: RefSeq, a predicted model, not a curated record